Mesitornis unicolor (brown roatelo) is the source of this 644-nucleotide messenger RNA. Its product is annotated as protein kinase C and casein kinase substrate in neurons protein 3-like. Gene Ontology annotation, biological process: plasma membrane tubulation; regulation of endocytosis; cytoskeleton organization. The annotation marks the transcript as partial. The transcript is spliced from 4 exons. NCBI's taxonomy places the organism in Eukaryota, Metazoa, Chordata, Aves, Mesitornithiformes, Mesitornithidae. Gene Ontology annotation, molecular function: phospholipid binding. Gene Ontology annotation, cellular component: endosome; plasma membrane; cytoplasm. The record is from RefSeq and is a predicted model, not a curated record.
UCAAAUCUGCAAAAAUUCUUUGCUGCAAGAAAACGGGGGUGAUGUCAUCAGAAGAUGAUGCUGGCGGGGAGGCUCCUGGGGGCAGUUUCUGGGAGGCUGGAAACUACAGGCGGACAGUGAAGCGUGUGGAUGAUGGGUACCGGCUCUGCAAUGACUUGAUCUCCUGCUUCCAGGAAAGAGCCAAGAUAGAGAAGAACUAUGCCCAGCAGCUAACAGAGUGGUCCCGUAAGUGGAGGACCAACGUGGAGAAAGGUCCACAGUACGGUACUCUGGAGAAGGCCUGGCAUGCCUUCCUGACAGCUGCAGACAGGCUGAGUGAAAUUCACUUAGCUGUCCGGAACCACCUGGCCGGUGAAGACUCGGAUAAGAUCAAGGCCUGGCAGAAGGAGGCCUACCACAAGCAGAUGAUUGGAGGCUUCAAGGAGACAAAGGAGGCAGAGGAUGGGUUUCGCAAGGCCCAGAAACCCUGGGUGAAGAAGAUGAAAGAUGUGGAGACUUCUAAGAAAAACUAUCAUGCAGCCCGGAAGGAGGAGAAAACAGCCCAUACAAGGGAGAACCACGCCAAGGCAGACUCAUCGAUCUCACAGGAACAGCUGCGCAAGUUGCAGGAGCGCGUAGAGAAGUGCAGUCAGGAGGCUGAGAAG